ACACAGGCCGUCGAGCUAACAUGGUUGUGUGGUUACUUUGUAGGUUAGAAGCGUAUGGCAGAAAUAAUAACUUUCAAGGUGUCCCCGUGUUGUUGCCAGAACCAACUAUCCCCGAUUGGCCAGUGAGUGGAUUUAAACAGCUGAUGCCUGUUCAUAAGCUCCAGCUUCCUAAAAUCAGAAGGGCCCUUGUGGAGUCGUAUUUUGAAAUACGAAUGGCCAUGGACAAGAGGGCUAUGAGUGAUCUCAAGGCCAUACAGAAAGGUGAAGCACUGCUGGAUAGCCAAAGAAUUGAUGCCUGCAGUGUACAUAUUACCCAGAAGGAUGUUCAUUUCAGUGGAAUGGUCAGAGCUGCCAUGAAAAAGAAGGUGUCCUACAAUUACAAGUUGAGGCUUGAUGGUCAGUCAGCAGAGAUACUUAACAGUCAUUGUGAAUGCCCUGCUGGCAAGGGACCCCAUGGGACGUGCAAACAUUUAGCAGCAGUGUUACUUAUGCUGUGCAAAUUCAUGCAACAUGGCGAGAUCAAUAUUCGCAAAACUUGCACAGAAAAUCCACAAACAUUUCACCAACCAUCAGCUCUUCAUAGUGGGGCCUCUGAAGGUGGCCCUGGAGGACGGACCACCUCAGGUGUGCUGGCCACCUUCUCUGCUGACUUACUGCGUUUCCUUCCUCCAGAGCAUAGUCUGUUACAUGUCCUCAGUAAGCAGCUCAAUAUUCUCAGUAUUAAGGUUAAAAGGGAGACGCCAAUGGCAUCUGUCCAACUUAUUGCAUCUCUGGCAAUAGACACCCAGUGGGCAAUACGUAAACUUACCUCAAAGAUGGCUGCCAUUGCAAACCAGCUACAGAAUGAUCAAUGA
Molecule: messenger RNA, 854 nt
Organism: Liolophura sinensis
Lineage: Eukaryota; Metazoa; Mollusca; Polyplacophora; Chitonida; Chitonidae
Exons: 4
Coding region: 21-854 (277 amino acids)
Molecular function (GO): zinc ion binding
Source: RefSeq, a predicted model, not a curated record